CCGAGAGCCAAGCUUUUACCGUUGACACUAAACGUGACUAAAUCAUGGGUGUCUGCGCCAUCCCAUUCCUCUCUGAUUUGACACAAUUAUUAGUCCACAUAUCUUACAUCCAAACUACAACGUUGACUACAACAACAUGAUGCACGGCCGCUGAAUCCAUGCCAGCUUUCCACGACGCGGCCCCGUCUGCGCAAGGGGACGACGUCUCCUCUCACCAGCACCGCAACCUCUCCGUUCCGUCUCCUCCUCUUGCUCCUGCUCCUUCUCCUCCGUCAUCCCAACCCGCCUUGUUGCACCGCACCACCAGCUCCGACCCAAACAGACUUGCCCCCGAGGACGCCUUUUUCGCACACUCGCCCCCGCGUCGUCGCCAACAACAACAGCAGCUCGUUGAUGCAACACAGGCGCCAAAGCAAUUGGUCUCGCAGGGUCUGUCCAAUGGAUCGUCGUCAACUUCGGCCGCAGCCGCCGCGGCGCUGGUCGCCAGUCGGGUGCGCGCCAAAGAACGCGGUCGCAGUGGCAGUCGCCGACGGAAAGGUGCUUGGAAGAAGCUCCUCUGGGUGAAGCAGUCUUAUCCCGACAACUACACCGACGAAGACACCUUUCUCGAUCACCUCCAACGCAAUCCUCGUCUUCAGCCCUACGAAUUCUGGCCGCUGUUUGCCGAUUCUACCGUCAUCGUCCAGCACGUAUGCUCCGUCAUCAUCUUUGCCUGCUGCUUCACCGGCAUUCUCCAAGAACGAGUCUCGCCCCUCACGGUUGUCACAUGGGGCAGUCUCGGCACCAUUGUCGGCUGGGUCUUGUGGGAUCGCUGGAUCUAUCAAGAAGAGGCGGCGCGGGUAGCCAAGGAACCGGGUCUGGAUAAUGAAGCAGAAGAGGCGGUGUCCAGUUUGAGCAACAGUGCCAGCGCCAGUUCGUCGACCAGUCUGCCGAUUUCAGGUGCUGCUCCUGCUACGACUGCCACUGCUCCCCCACAACCAUUAGGGCUUGGCCUGACCAUCCCCGGCGCGUCGUCGGGCAUUCUUGCUCCCUCGGCCAAUGGUAGCUCACAUCAUACAUCGUCGUCUUCCUCCUUUUCUCCCGUCACCACUGGCCAUCCGACCGGCGCUCCGACAUUUCCCAAUUACAGCCGCUUUCCACCGCCCGGAGUGACCGAGUCAUCUGCCUUUUCACCGCGAAACCAACAACGUCUGGCCACUGCGAAAUCGGCACUGCUCAUCUACUGUGCACUAUUGGGUCUCAGUCCGAUCCUAAAGUCCCUUACAAAGUCCACCACGAGCGACUCCAUCUGGGCCAUGAGCUGCUGGCUCAUGUGUAUCAAUAUCGCAUUUUUUGACUAUGGCGGCGGAGUAGGCGUAAAAUUCCCCGCGUCGCUGUCGACCAACGCAGCGGUCAUGGCAUCCACCGUGCUCGCAUCCCGACUGACCUCCACCCUGCACGUCUUUUCACUGACCCUCUUCUCCAUUGAAGUCUUUGGCCUGUUCCCCGUGUUCCGCCGCCACCUCCAGCACCGCUCGUGGCGCGGCCACGUCGUGCUGACCAUGGCCCUCAUCAUGGGCGCCAGCGGCAGUAUGGGCGUGACCAUCUCCCGAGGCGGCUGGAAAGCAGCCACCCUGGGCGUCAUCCUCGGCAGCAUCCUCACCGGGCUCGCCAUGGGCGGCUGCAGUUGGUGGCUGAUUGAUUUGCAAAAGUACAAGAAUGAGAUUCGUGGGCCGUGGGAUCCAGCCCGGCCCGUCAUUCGACGGCGUUGGGACUGAUUUUCUAUUUACCUUUCCUGUUUAUUUCCUCCGUUUAAUUUCCUUCUUUUUUUUUCUAUUCCUUUUUUUCCCCUUUAAUUUCCUCUUUUUUAAAACCGUUAUAUGUUAAGAUACCAUGACUGUAUAUUAUUGUAUUUUAUGACUAUUGCCUUCAUUCAUUCAGCAUCUGUUACUUCACUACGACCUAGUC
Xylona heveae TC161 is the source of this 1947-nucleotide messenger RNA. Its product is annotated as GPI2-domain-containing protein. Gene Ontology annotation, cellular component: membrane; glycosylphosphatidylinositol-N-acetylglucosaminyltransferase (GPI-GnT) complex. The record is from RefSeq and is a predicted model, not a curated record. Bases 159 to 1757 code for a protein of 532 amino acids. Lineage: Eukaryota; Fungi; Ascomycota; Xylonomycetes; Xylonales; Xylonaceae. The transcript has 3 exons. Gene Ontology annotation, biological process: GPI anchor biosynthetic process.